GUAUGAGGGGCGGAGAGGAGGAGGACUCGUGUUGGGUAUGGUUUUCAUUCAUAUAAAUGAUCUGGAUGGGACCGUAGGAGGCAUGGCUUGGAAGUUUGCUGAUGACACCAAAAUUGGUGGUGUAAUUAUCCAAAAUUACGAAGAGAUCUUGCUCAACUGGGCCAAUAGGCUGAGGAGUGGCUGACGAGAGUUCACCUGGAUAUAUGCGAGGACAUUCAGAACCGUUUCAUGCAACACAGCUCUGGAACAGUAUUAUUCAUGUCCUUCAUACUCAGGUGGACCUGAGGCAGCAGAGACUGCAUUGGAAAAUGCACAGUGACUGUUUCACUGGUGCCGAUGCAGUUGAUGUGGUGCUGAGUUACCUCAUGCAAAACGUUUACUUCAGCAACAGUGAUAUUUCACGUUUGAAGGCGGCUCGCCUCUGCCAGGCUCUGAUGGAUCAUAGAGUUUUCUACCCUGUCAGUACAAGACUCUUCAGCAAAGAGCGGGAGAGUAUGUUUGAGGAUCGCAGCAGCAGUCUCUAUAAAUUUGUGGACAGCUACACAUUGCCAGGAGCUGCAAAAGACCAGGAAAUGGAGAGUCUGGUACCGAAGAGGAAAUUUCACAAACCAGUCAAACUUGCUUUUUCGAAUCCUGUUGCUUUGGAAUCUUGUGAUAAAAGGUUUGAAGAGCUUUUUCACACUAUCAACCUCCGUCCAUCAUUGCCGCCAAACCUAAAAGUAAAAAGCUUAACCAACCAUUUGACCAAAAAAGUGGUUGAGGAUGUUUGGAAGCAAACAACUUUAUUGCAGCUGCUACAUUUAAUUCACCUUCCCAUCUUGGACAACAUCCUGGAAUCUCCAGUGAAAGCAAAACGAAGACGACUUGUUCAGUUCAAUCAGAAAAUUGACCUUAUUAUCUCCAACACGUUCCUGGAUCGUGAGGUUUCUCAGAGCUUAAAUCUUCCCUAUACUGAUGAGUGGUUCUCAGUUGCAGUCGAUUGCCUGGAAUAUUUCCCAGAUGAGGUGAUUGUGCACACGAGUGAACUGUUAUCUCAGAUCACAAAUGACAAGGAAGCUACAGAAAAGUACAAAAGAGUGCUGUUUGAAACUAUAGUGAGGCACUAUAGUCAAAACAAGGAGCCACUUCUCUGUGAUCGAUAUCGUGACAUAUAUGCAGGGAUCAUUGAACUUCUCGAAAAUGGUAAGACUAGACAAGCUUUGGAAGCUGCACAACUUGGCAUUCGGUUGUUGGAGCCUAACUGGAGAGAGGAGCUGCACAGAUUGCUGUCCUUCAUGGCUGUUGCUGCAACCCCAGAUGCCUGCAUACUUCAGAAACAGAACGCCAACAGAACUGUAAUGAGGAAAACAUUUACCAAAGCUAUUGUACAAAGCAAAUCUCUAACAAAAGUACAGGCUGAAGAACUGGUCAUGUUCCUAAUGGAUAACUGCACUGAGCUCUUCAAGAUCCCUGGUUCUCUGCUUCGGAUGGUCAGGCAGAAACUUCUUUUCCUUAAGGAAGGAGGGGAUCCCACUGCUUCCUCAGGUUUUACAUUCUGCCAGCAUGUAACACGGAAGGAGUUUGAGGAGCAGAAAGGCAAGACCACUGUGGACCAACUUAAGCAGUUAGUCCAAGAGAUCAGUCAAAACUCCAACAAAUCUGCCAAAUAUGGAAACAGACUGCUUCAGGAGUUCCAGAAGCAACAUCCUUCAGUGUUUGUUCAACAUUACUCAAAUAUCAUUUAGGUGGAGAAUAUCAGUGAGAUUAUUGCUGUUUAUUUAGAAAAGAUAGUGUUUUGAAUGAAUGCAAGCAUUUUGUUGAGCAGGCCAUUUGGCACCCGUGACAAGUGAUUCUUCUAAUCGUCUGGCGCAGAGGUUAUGAUGCAUUUGUGGAGCAUGUGGGUCUUGAACCCUAACUGCCUCGUCUCGGGGUGGGUACACUGCCACUGCACCGCAAGAGCAAAGAUAUUCUUACUUCAUCACAGAAAUCUUGGCUUAUGAUUUUCUCCAUUCAGUUAUGAUUAACAUUGAUUUGCACUAAAUGUAACAACUAAAAGUCUCAGUUUGUCUUUGUUGCAACGUUUCAUUUUAUGUUACUGUUGUAUUGUGUCAUAGGUUUUACAGUGGGAACAAUUGUUCACCUUUUUUUAUACCUGAGCCGAGAUACUUCAAGCUGCUGUUCUGAGUUUGCCCUACCAUCUGAGAGGCUCAUCUGCUGGCUGCAUUGAUUUCUGGCUGGGCAGUUAACUUAUGGAGUUCUGUGCCAGCGGUGUGAACAUAUUAUUGCCCUUCUGUCAAAUGAAUCUCUGGCCAGUACAGGGAAAUAAAAGGCAAGAAACAUUUUCAGUGAACCAUGAAGCAAGUUCUUAGAAUGAUCUAGUGGGCUUUGGUUGAAGCUGGCCACCUCGGUUGAAUGGUCUAACUUGCUCUAGAUUAUUGGCAUUUUAUCUUCAUUUAAGCUCCAUAUCUACAAAAUUCUUAAACAAAUGGGAUGAGAAUGUGAUUGCAAAAUGCUGAUAGAAUGCAUACAGUCAAAAUGUGCCCAGUUCAUCAGCAUCAACUGCCUUCUCGAUAGUUACCUGUGAUAUAAAUUAUUAACACUAAUAUUACUGUAAGAAAUUCUAAAUUACUGAAUAAGCUUAAUUGUGGAACAGAUAUUUUUUAUAUUUGAUAUC
This is a messenger RNA of Stegostoma tigrinum, 2653 nucleotides long. It is a transcript of the gene depdc4, whose product is annotated as DEP domain containing 4. The transcript has 9 exons. The coding region runs from base 204 to 1724 and encodes 506 amino acids. Gene Ontology annotation, biological process: intracellular signal transduction. The record is from RefSeq and is a predicted model, not a curated record. Lineage: Eukaryota; Metazoa; Chordata; Chondrichthyes; Orectolobiformes; Stegostomatidae.